GUUCUGGUUGUGGAAGCAGCUCCGGAGUGUUACACACCCAGAUCCAGCAACAGGGCGGGAGGUGGUGCACACAGUUCUGGGAGUGCCUGGUGCUCAGUGACUUUGGCAUAGAGAGCCCAAGGCUCCAGCAGUCUCUGGCCAGGAGAAGGGCUCUGUGCAGAGGCAGGGAGGGCUCCAGGGGGCACGUGGCUACCAGAGUCCCUGGCCAGACGAGCGGGCCGGUGUGGAGGAAGGGAGGGUACAGGAGGGAGGACGCAGGGUUGCGCAGCUCUCACAGUUCCUUAUAAGGGCAUGCGGAGACCCGGCAGGCGCGAGUCGGGGGUCGUGGCACAGCUCUUAUGGAGGUCCCGGCAGUGCCAAGCCCAGGAGUUUGAGGUUGGUAUGAGCUGUGACGCCAUGGCACUCUACCCAGGGCAACAGCCCGAGGCUCCAGUGUUCCAAAACCCUCCAGUGUGCCAAGUCUCACUCUGCCCCUGAGGGUUAAGGGUGUAAGGCAGGUCAGUCCCUGCCUUUAGUCUCCUCAGUCACUAGGUUACUAGCUCCUGCCCGAUCCUUGCUCUGUGACCCUGAAGGCGGAGUUUGCCGGCGCAGUUCUCUCACAAUGGCUCCCUGCGGCCCAUAGCCGAACACUGUUAGCUCCGUCCGGCUCAGCGGCUCAGUCUGCAGCCCUAGACAAUGCCCAGAGUUCUCUGCACUCCUGCUCAAGCUCUCCCCAAGGCAGUUCAACUGAGUGCCAAGUCCAUAAACACCGAAACAGUUCACAGAAGGAUGCCCUGCAGUGGUCUCGCAACCCAGCUGCAGUGGAGGGAGAAGAGCCAGAGGACACAGCUGAUGUGGAGAGCUGUGGGUCUAAUGAAGCCAGCACUGUGAGUGGUGAAAAUGAUGUAUCUCUUGAUGAAACAUCUUCAAAUGCAUCAUGUUCUACAGAAUCUCAGAGCAGACCUCUUUCUAAUCCCAGGGACAGCUAUAGAGCUUCCUCACAGGCAAACAAACAAAAGAAAAAGACUGGGGUGAUGCUGCCUCGAGUUGUCCUGACUCCUCUGAAGGUAAACGGGGCCCACGUGGAAUCUGCAUCAGGGUUCUCGGGCCGCCACGCCGAUGGCGAGAGUGGCAGCCCAUCCAGCAGCAGCAGCGGCUCUCUGGCCCUGGGCAGCGCUGCUAUUCGUGGCCAGGCCGAGGUCGCCCAGGACCCUGCCCCGCUCCUGAGAGGCUUCCGGAAGCCAGCCACAGGUCAGAUGAAACGCAACAGAGGAGAAGAGAUAGAUUUUGAGACGCCUGGAUCCAUUCUUGUCAACACCAACCUCCGCGCCCUGAUUAACUCUCGGACCUUCCACGCCCUGCCCUCGCACUUCCAGCAGCAGCUCCUCUUCCUCCUGCCUGAAGUGGACAGACAGGUGGGGACAGAUGGCCUGUUGCGUCUCAGCAGCAGUGCACUAAAUAAUGAGUUUUUUACCCAUGCGGCUCAGAGCUGGCGGGAACGCCUGGCUGAUGGUGAAUUCACUCAUGAGAUGCAAGUCAGGAUAAGACAAGAAAUGGAGAAGGAAAAGAAGGUGGAACAAUGGAAAGAAAAGUUCUUUGAAGACUACUAUGGACAGAAAUUGGGUUUGACCAAAGAAGAGUCAUUGCAGCAGAAUGUGGGCCAGGAGGAGGCUGAAAUCAAGAGUGGCUUGCAUAUUCCAGGAGAAUCAGUGCGGCCACAGUGUGGAGUGGCCACCCGACAGCGAGAUGGGCAUUUUAAGAAACGGUCUCGGCCAGAUCUCCGAACCAGAGCCAGAAGGAAUCUGUACAAAAAGCAAGAGCCAGAACAAGCAGGGGUUGCUAAGGAUGCAAAAUCCGUGGCACCAGACAUCCCCCUCUACAAAGAUGGGGAGGCUGAAACCGACUUAGCAGGGAGGAACAGUCCCCACUUGCCAGGCAUGUCCUCUGCAGCACCCAACCCAGAGGGUCCCAAGUUCCCAGCUGAACCUAUGGGUUCCCAGAUCCCAACUGAGCUGGACAACUUGGCACGUGCCUCUGCAUCUCCAGACAGAAUUCCUAACUUGCCUCCAGAGGCUGUGGAUCAGGAGCCCAAGGAUCAGAAGAGGAAAUCCUUUGAGCAGACAGCGUCUGCAUCCUUUCCCGAAAAGAAGCCCCGGCUUGAAGAUCGUCAGUCCUUUCGUAACACAAUUGAAAGUGUUCACACCGAAAAGCCACAGCCCACUAAAGAGGAGCCCAAAGUCCCGCCCAUCCGGAUUCAACUUUCACGUAUCAAACCACCCUGGGUGGUUAAAGGUCAGCCCACUUACCAGAUAUGCCCCCGGAUCGUCCCCAUCACGGAGCCCUCCUACCGGGGCUGGACUGGCGCCAGGACCCUCGCAGACAUUAAAGCCCGUGCUCUGCAAGUCCGAGGGGCGAGAGGCCACCAAUGCCAUCGAGAGGCGGCCAUCACUGCCAUCGGAGGGGGGGGUGGCCCGGGUGGAGGUGGCGGCCGGGCCACCGAUGAGGGAGGUGGCAGAAGCAGCAGCAGCAGUGGUGAUGGUAGUGAGGCCUGUGGCCACCCUGAACCAAGGGGAACCCCGAGCACCCCUGGAGAGUGUGCGUCAGAUCUACAGCGAACACAACUAUUGCCGCCUUGUUCUCUAAAUGGGGAGCAUACCCAAGCUGGAGUUGCUGUAUCUAAAGCCAGGAGAGAGGAACUGGCUUCUCCUAAACAGGAGGAAAGCAGCCUGCUACAGAGGAUUCCAGGUGUAUUUGCAAGAGGGCUGGAAGAUGCCUCCCAACUCCCCAUUGCUCCCACUGGGGACCAGCCGUGCCAGGCUUUGCCUCCACUGUCUUCCCAAACCCCAGUAACUGAGAGAUUAGUUGAGCAGCCUAAGCUGCACCUAGAUGUUAGAACUGAAUGUGAGUCUGGUACCACUUUCUGGGAAAGGGAUAAUGAGGAACGAGGACCCAAAGUCCCCCCAGAGGAGGGUCCUGCUCAGUCUCUGGUAGGAGAUGUAUUAGAAGAAGGAACUGCCUUGGCUCUUGAUAGUGAUCCCACUGUGACAGGUCCUGUAGAUGUGAACCUUAGUUCUACACCUGAAUCCUCAUUGGCUGAUUGCCUGCAGGACAAACCAUUUGAUGACAAAGUAGGACUUGGUGACCCGUGCCCUUACAUGAGGGAAAGUGAUUCUAGGCAAGAACACUUGAAAACCAAGGUUCUCGUUUCUGACAGUGCUACUCCUUGGCUGCCAAUCCCAUCAGAUGAUGAGGUAGCGAAACAGCCUGAUCCAAAAUCUAGAGAAAACGUACCAUGUAUUGAGCCCCAAGUUGGGGAAGAGUGGGAGAAAACUCCCUUCAUUCCUGCAUUGCCUGGGGGUUUGACAGCUAAGGAGAGCCUAGAUCCCCCUGUCAGCCUUCCUUCACACUGGAUGGUGCUAUCUAAAGGGGGUGUUGACAGCAUUGGCAGUGCCUGCAAACAGGUGGACGCUGAAAAGUUUAAAAUCAAUGGAGACUCUGAAGCAGUGAGUCCUCAUAGCGAGUCCACAGACACAGCCUCUGACUUUGAAGGCCACCUCACUGAGGACAGCAGUGAUGGUGACACUACUGAAGCCACAGUGAUAAAGGGAUCCUCAGUAGACAAGGACGAGAAACAUGAUUGGAACCAAUUUGCCUCACUGUCCAAGGUGAAUGGUGACCUGAAUCUGGUUACAAGGACAGACGGAAUGGUUGCUUCUCAGAGCUGGGUAUCUCGAGUAUGUGCAGUCCCCCAAAAGAUCCCAGACUCCCUGCUGUUGGCCAGUACUGAGUACCAACUGAAACCCACAUGCCCAGCCAGGCCUGGUCCCUUGGUGGAGCCUACUAACUCACUUGUGAUACAGUUCCUACAGAGUAAGUUGCCCCUAGAGAAGGUUCUUCUUCCAGCCCAUGGUGGCAGCAAGCCAGAAUCCCCACAACUGUCACUUACAAAAGAGCAGAGCCAUAGUGGCAUGGGGGGUUUGCAUCAUCCUGGGGAAAACAGUCAUGGGGUUUUCAGAAGCAGCCCCACUUCUUUAUGUGCUUUGAAGGAGCCUCUCCUGCCUAAGAGCUAUGAUGUAGGCACUAGUCUUGCCAGGAUAGAAACCACCCAGGCUCCUGGAGUGCCCCAAAAGAUUUCUAAGACAGCCCCAAGUUUUAACUCCCUACAUCCAGUGACUUCCUCUGGGAAAAUGGAAGGAUUGGGUUCCAAAGAGCAGUUCUCUUCCUUUAAUUUUGAAGAUCAGAAGGAAAUCCAUGCCAUGUCCCAGUGCAGUAAUUCAAAUGCUACUCCCGGCAAAAGUCCAGGAGAUCUCACUACCUCGAGAGCACCUUCUUUCUCAUCUCCAAAUGUGAUCUCCUUUGGUUCAGAGCAGACAGGCCAGUCCCUGGCUGAUCAGGACAACGUUGCAGGACAAGGGAAGAAGCUCUUUGGCUCUGGGAGUGUGGCUGCAACCCUUCAGCGUCCCAGGCCUGCAGAUCCAACACCACUGCCCGCUGAGGUCCCUCCAGUUUUUCCCAUUGGGAAGUUGGGGCCAAGCAAAAACUCUGUGUCUGGUGGAGUACAGACUGCAACAGAAGACUGGGCUCCAAAGCCACCUCCUGCCUCUGCUGGCAGCAUCAAAAAUGAGAAGACUUUUGUUGGGGACCCUGUUAAGGCAAAUGCAGAGAACAGGAAAGCUGUUGGGCACAGUCCUCUGGAACUGGUAGGUCACUUGCAAGGGAUGCCCUUUGUCAUGGAUCUGCCCUUCUGGAAAUUACCCCAAGAGCCAGGGAAGGGGCUCAGUGAGCCUCUGGAGCCACCUUCUAUCCCCUCCCAACUCAACAUCAAGCAGGCGUUUUAUGGGAAGCUUUCUAAUCUCCAACUGAGUUCCACCAGCUUUAAUUAUUCCUCCAGCUCUCCCGCCUUUCCCAAAGGCCUUGCUGGAAGUGUGGUGCAGCUGAGCCACAAAGCAAACUUCGGUGCGAGCCACAGUGCAUCACUCUCCUUGCAAAUGUUCACCGACAGCAGCACAGUGGAAAGCAUCUCGCUCCAGUGUGCAUGCAGCCUGAAAGCCAUGAUCAUGUGCCAAGGCUGUGGUGCAUUCUGUCACGAUGACUGUAUUGGACCCUCAAAGCUCUGUGUAUUGUGCCUUGUGGUGAGAUAAUAAAUUAUGGCCAUGGGAAAAACUGUACAUUUAGUGUGUGUAUUUUGAUAAUGAUUGAUCUUAAACCUGUAUACAGAAUAUCAUUGAUACAAUACUCUUUCUAGGCAAGAGCACUCUUGCCUUCCCCAACAUUUAUAAAGUGCUAAAGCCCUCUGUCACUGUUGACCCUUCUGGUCUUGCUGGAGGGGCUUCCUGGGGGGCAUCCACUGGGCUGCCCAAAGCCAACCUGAGCUUUCAUUGCAGACAGUCAAGCCUGGUGUGGGUUGGGGAGCCUGCCUGACACCCAGAGGGACUUGAAACUGUAGCAGGAAGGUUGUGUUCUCCACCAAGGGAACUGACCUGCUGGAACUGAGUAGAAAUGUCAGUCUUCCACUGCCCCCUCCUUGCCAUCUUUUCUUCUGCUACUUUGGGGAGUUGAUGGUGGGGAAUAAGCCAGUACAGGGUUAAAGUAACUCCCAGCAUUGUCCACCAGAGGGCUUGAGCACCUGCUGACCUCAGGGUCACAGUUCAGUCAUUUGCCAGUUGAUGGAGCCAGUUUUACCUUUGGUUCUGUUGCUGAAGCAAAUUUGGAACUUGUCUCCUCAGUAUGAUCCACUAGCCCAUAGGAUCUUUUGAAAUCUUAAAUAACCCUAUUUGGACAAUGGGGUCUAGGAAUAGGGUUCUCUUUCUUAUGAAGAUCCCUCUGUAGACCUUGUGAGUUAACUGUCCAGACAUUUGCAGGUGAAUUCCUCUGCUUGACACUCUUCCUCGUCACUUGGGACUCUGUGGGAGUGGGUAUCUCCACGUACCUGUGUAAAAGUCAUUUUACAUUUCAAAGCAGUGUGUUUCUUAUUUUUAUAUUUUUAACUCUUUAUUCUUGGAUGUAUAAAGUGAACUUUUUGGCUUCUGUAAGUAUGCUCUAUGCACCUCUAAUGUUUUAUCAUGUAUUUAUAUGUUGUACACAGUACUGGCCAAUUCUGUAAAUGGAUGUAUUGUACAGAGAACAUGACUGUCUUCUUAUUUUACAUCUUCAGUAUCAUUGCAUUAAAGUGGUGUAAUUUACUUCUC
This is a messenger RNA of Nycticebus coucang (slow loris), 6167 nucleotides long. RefSeq names its product ASXL transcriptional regulator 1 (gene ASXL1). Gene Ontology annotation, cellular component: PR-DUB complex. Gene Ontology annotation, molecular function: chromatin binding; DNA binding; peroxisome proliferator activated receptor binding. The transcript has 10 exons. Gene Ontology annotation, biological process: positive regulation of transcription by RNA polymerase II; animal organ morphogenesis. The coding region runs from base 1014 to 5120 and encodes 1368 amino acids. The record is from RefSeq and is a predicted model, not a curated record. Lineage: Eukaryota; Metazoa; Chordata; Mammalia; Primates; Lorisidae.